AUGAUAUACAGUAUUGUAUAAUAUUGUAGUGAAUGACAACCCAUUAAACAACACGUGUAUUAAAAUUAAAUAUAAUUUUUAAAAAAUGGUUAAAAUGAUUGUAUUUUUGUUGUUUAUUGGAUUGUUGGCCGCAAUCGCACCACUUAUAUCGGGUGAGUGUACGGUCUCGUCGACAACGUAUUCAACUAACGAUGGUUUAGUUGUGGCCAAAGUGGCGCAUAUCAUACAAUUCACAGCUCAGUGUCCAAACAGACCAAAAGGUCUUCCACUAUAUGCUGAUCUCAAUGGUCAGACAUUAACAGUGAUCCGAUCUGAUGAGUCAUCUACUGGACAGUCGUCUUAUCAGAUCUCAUGGACUGUUGACUUAUUGAAGUCUUCUUCGGGCAGUCACUCGAUUGCCAUCUAUGACGAGGAGGGCUUUGCAUCAGUUCGUAAGGCCCAGAGAGCCGGCGAUUCAUCACAAGUGAAGCCUUUGUUUACUUUAGAUGUAAGCCAUUCGUCACCAUAUAAGGGACCUAUUGUUCAGACAGAACUUGUGGCCACUUUGGCAGCAAUCGGUCUUUGGUGGGCCGCGUAUCGGGCAAAGGGAAAGCUUAUGGAGUAAUUGAUUAUUAGUAAUGAUUUUUAUAGUUAAAUAUUUGAAAUAAAAUAUAAAAUAUAAAAUUAUU
Molecule: messenger RNA, 668 nt
Organism: Oppia nitens
Lineage: Eukaryota; Metazoa; Arthropoda; Arachnida; Sarcoptiformes; Oppiidae
Gene: Tapdelta
Product: translocon-associated protein subunit delta-like
Exons: 3
Coding region: 86-604 (172 amino acids)
Cellular component (GO): endomembrane system; endoplasmic reticulum; membrane
Source: RefSeq, a predicted model, not a curated record